Plectropomus leopardus (leopard coralgrouper) is the source of this 725-nucleotide messenger RNA. NCBI's taxonomy places the organism in Eukaryota, Metazoa, Chordata, Actinopteri, Perciformes, Serranidae. The record is from RefSeq and is a predicted model, not a curated record.
GUGAAGCCUCUGCUGCAGGUGACCAGGCAGGAGGAGGAGAUGCAGGCGAAAGAUGAGGAGCUGGUGAAGGUGAAGGAGAAGCAGACCAAAGUGGAGGGAGAGCUGGUGGAGAUGGAGAGGAAACACCAGCAGCUGGUGGAGGAGAAGAACAUCCUGGCAGAGCAGCUGCAGGCAGAGACCGAGCUGUUCGCAGAGGCGGAGGAGAUGAGAGCUCGCCUGGCGUCCAAAAAGCAGGAGCUGGAGGAGAUCCUUCAUGACCUGGAGUCCCGGCUGGAGGAGGAGGAGGAGAGGACGCAGGGCCUGCAGACCGACAAGAAGAAGAUGCAGUCUCACAUCCAGGACCUGGAGGAACAGCUGGACGAGGAGGAAGCUGCCAGGCAGAAGCUGCAGCUGGAGAAAGUGACAGCUGAGGCCAAAAUGAAGAAAUUUGAGGAGGAUAUUUUACUGCUAGAAGACCAGAACUCCAAAUUUCAGAAGGUGAGACGAGAGACUCUGAUCGACUCUCACAAUCCCCAAAAACUCUUCAGCUAAACUGCAGUAAUAAAGUGAUAAAGUACAGCUAAAAGUGACGUUACAGGAACACUACACCCCACAAAAUCAAUCAUUAAAUAAUAAUAAUGACUUUAUUUGUAUAAAGGAAUUAAGAUCAAAUGAAUAGGACAGACUUACACACAUUAUUUUAUUAAUUUUAAUUAUUUUUAAUAGCACAGGUUAUAAAGUGAUAC